UUCCAAAGCCCUUUGUCUCCGGCGCAGCCUCCUAUGGAUGGUGUGGAGCCGAUGCGCUUUCUGACCCAGUGCCAGUCUGUUAAUAAGCGAGCUGAUUCUGUUUGCCUUUGUCGACAGGGCUCAGGUGUUCAACCUCUAACCAGCAAAGAAGAUGUAUACGCGUUUUCCAGGGUGAGCUCCUCUGAGGAAGACGAGGGCCCCUCUUCACUGAGGAGUCAGCUGCCCUUGAGAAGGGUCCUGAAGCACAGCACCCCUCUGGGAGCCUCCCCCAGCCUGCGCAGGAGGCCAGCAGGCCCCGUCCCCUCCCACCCAGCCGAGGGCCCUGAGCCUGGAUCCCCGCUGCCUGCACACCUCUCCUGGAACCCCCCGGCCCCCCAGGCAGGGCUCAGCUCCACGGCCGCCCUCCAGACCCCGCAGCUUUCUAGCAUCUGGGCCUCCAGGGUGGCCAGUGGGCAGCCAGGGCCCAACCCAGACCCCCGGGCUCCCAGGGAAGAGCCGCCCACAGCGGCCUCGGUCACGCGGCGGCAGCAGCGAGCGGAGUCCCGCGGAGCAAGGAGCAGGCCUCGAUCCGUGGGGUUGCCCGGGAUCCCCAACACAGCCAGGAGGAGGAAGCAGGACCUGAAGAAGCUGGCCACUGUGAUGGAGCGCGUGAGGCAGUGGGAAAUCCGCCAGCUUCAGGACAUCGAGGAGGCCACUCAGCAUGAGCUCACCAUCCAGGACGAUUGACCCUCGGGGCCGGGGCGGGGGGGUGCGAUGCUCUGGAGCUCGCACCUCGGCCGGACUCACCCGGCCCUCUGUCUGUCUGCAAACCCCAGCCCUCCUCAGGGCUUGCCCAGGUCCCGCUUGGACCGCUGCCCUCCCCGCGCUGCGUCCCUCGAGUCGGGUGGGGGCGAGCUAACGAGGCUCUCCAAGGUACCACCAGAGCGCAGGGCCCAGAGGGAGCCGACGGGGGAGGUGGACGCCCACUGCGCCACCCUGGGGGUGCCUGCCACCCCUGCGGCUUCCCCAGUGUGACCCAGGGCACAGGAUGACAUUUUGCACGUAGAGACCAGGGAGCGUGGCGACCCAGCCGCCCACACAGGGCUGGGGCCACACACCCAGCGGGCUCAGGAUGCCAUUCCGGGAGAGUCAGGCGCUGGGACUCUGAGCGGGAGGCGCUUCGGGCGGUUUGCAGGCGCUGGUUCCGAAAGGUGGGGGUGGGGUGAAGAAUCCGACCCUGUGCCAUGGUUCAGGCCGUCUCUGCCCCGUCCCUGUGCAGUCUCGCUGGGGUCCCACGGAAAAGCUGGAGGUGUUUACACCCUGUGCUCUGUUUUUUUUCCUUCCGAAAACGAAAAGAGCGUUUGUUUCCAACCCUACCCCGGGCCAUCUCCAGGGCUGCCCCUCCAGGCCUGGCCAUGGUGGCCCCACUCU
This is a messenger RNA of Mirounga angustirostris (Northern elephant seal), 1410 nucleotides long. RefSeq names its product coiled-coil domain containing 201 (gene SYSRN). Bases 34 to 726 code for a protein of 230 amino acids. The record is from RefSeq and is a predicted model, not a curated record. The transcript has 3 exons. Lineage: Eukaryota; Metazoa; Chordata; Mammalia; Carnivora; Phocidae.